CAAGAAGAUGCCGAAGGAGCCACCUGCAUCCACCACAUAGAUGCUGAGGCAGCCAAAACUUGGAUAUACCCAGUUAAUGUUCCUCUCCGUGACUAUCAAUUUGCUAUCACCCAGUCCGCACUCUUUUCGAACACAUUGGUGGCCUUGCCAACAGGACUUGGCAAAACACUCAUUGCCGCGGUUGUUAUGUAUAAUUAUUUCAGAUGGUUUCCUCAAGGUAAAAUAGUCUUUGCUGCCCCUUCUCGACCACUUGUCAUGCAGCAGAUAGAAGCAUGCCAUAAUAUUGUGGGAAUACCUCAAGAAUGGACGGUUGAUAUGACCGGUCAGCUAAGUCCUCCCAAAAGAGCUCGUUUUUGGAAAACAAAGCGAGUUUUCUUUGUCACUCCACAAGUAUUGGAAAAAGAUAUUCAUUCUGGUACGUGUUUGGUGAAAUACUUGGUAUGUUUGGUAAUUGAUGAAGCUCACAGGGCAAUGGGAAAUUACGCUUAUUGUGAAGCAGUUCGUCAGUUAAUGGCUGUACCGGUACAACUGAGAAUAUUAGCGUUAACUGCAACGCCGGGAUCAAAGCAGCAGACGGUCCAGGAUGUUAUUGAUAAUCUGCAUAUCUCCAAGCUCGAAUAUCGCAGUGAAACUGACCAUGACGUUAUCUCAUAUGUUCACAAUAGGAAGGUAGAGGUGAUACAGGUUGCAAUGGGCCAAGAUGCUGCAGAAAUAAACAAUAAGUUUUUGGAAGUAAUACGCCCUGUAGUAGCCAGGCUUACAAAAAUUGGGGUCAUUCAGAAUAGAGAUUAUCGCACUUUGAGCCCUUGUGUAUUACUUGAAAUGAGGGAAAAGUUUCGUCAGGGGCCUAGGGAAGAUCUUUCUCAUGUCAACUAUGGAGAUGUUGAAGGGUAUUUUGGAGUUCUUAUUACUCUUUAUUACAUCCAUAAGCUACUUUCAAGUCAUGGAAUAAGGCCAGCAUAUGAGAUGCUCGAAAGAAAAUUGAAGCAAGGGUUUUUUGCAAAAUUUAUGAGUAAAAAUGAAGUUAUUCUAAAAGCAAGGCAACUAAUGCAGCAAAGCUUGUCUCAUGGAGCAUCGAGUCCCAAGUUGUCCAAAAUGCUAGAACUAUUACUGGAGCAUUUCAAAACCAAUGAUCCGCAAAACUCCAGGGUAAUUAUUUUCUCCAACUAUAGAGAAAGUGUCAGGGACAUUAUGGAUGCACUUGGGGGCACUGGGGAACUAGUCAGAGCUACCCAGUUUAUUGGUCAAAGUACAGGAAAAGCAAUGAAGGGUCAGUCCCAAAAAGUUCAACAGGCUGUGCUGAAGAAAUUUCGGUCUGGUGCCUACAAUGUCAUCGUUGCUACAUCAAUUGGUGAAGAAGGUCUUGAUAUCAUGGAAGUUGAUCUUGUCAUAUCUUUUGAUGCUAAUAUUUCACCACUUAGAAUGAUUCAGCGAAUGGGGAGAACUGGAAGAAAGCAUGAUGGACGAGUUGUAGUUUUAGCUUGUGAAGGGACAGAGUUGAAAGGCUACUUGCGAAAACAGGCUAAGAGCAAGACUAUAAGUAAACACAUGCGAAAUGGGGGCGUAAAUAGCUUCAGCUUUCAUCCUAGUCCAAGGAUGAUUCCCCACAUCCUUAAACCAGAAGUUCAAUAUGUUGAGCUGUCAAUUGAGAAAUAUAUUCCUCGUGAAAAGAAUGUGAAAGACGACCAUCUUCACAUUUCUGCAUCCAAGGAGAAACUCACUGAUGCUGAAAAUGAUUUACUGGAAACAUAUUUUCACCCUACUGGGGAAAAUAAAUGUAGAUUAUCUCUUAUUGCCUUUCCCCACUUUCAGACCUUUCCUUCUAGAGUGCAUAAAGUGAAACAUUCCUUUGGAACAUUGAUGCUUAUAGAUAUGAUGCAGCGUUUGAAAGGACUAGUAUCAUUUCCAGGAGAUAGCAAAACUUCUCUUCAGGAAGAUCUGUGUUUAGGAAAUAGUAAUCCAGUUGCAAUUACCGAGCUGGAUGGGGGUAUAAAAGAUAAUGAAUCAUGCUCUAGGCAUACAAGGGGAAGGAAUGUAGUCUAUGUAAAUUGUCUGGAGCUGGAUUCCUGUCAUUUGGAGAUUCAAACCAAAGACUCUGUUGAUCCAACUCUCCAGGAUAGUACUCUCUGUGACUUGGGUAAGCAUCUCGAGGAAACAUGCGAGGGUGAUGAGACAAUUCCUGAGACUCCAAUUGCUAAGAAAAGUGUGUCAAAUGAGGGAGAUAAUGCUGGUGAAACGAUCAAUCUUGUGGAGAUCAAGACUUCUUUGUUGGUUGAAGAUGCAUGCUUGGAUGGCUUAAGAGAUGAACUUAGUCCUCGUUUAACUAAUUUUAUUAGAAGUGGUGUUGUUCCAGAGUCUCCCAUUGAUGAAAGAGGGCAAUCAAGAAACAACUUUGUCAUUCGAGACUGUAUUUCACCUGUUCAUCUUCUCGAACAAGGCAAUGUUAGUUCUUUAUGUUUUAGGGAAACUGAAAAGGUCAUCAUUGAUAGUGGGCCUGGUAAGAAUGCCUCUACUUCUCCUGUUGUCAAUGAAACUCAAACCCCUUUACUUGAGCUGAAGAAGUAUGCAAUUAGAAGAGGACGUGUCUUCCUUUCCCCAACUGACGAAGACCAUACACAUAUCGCUGACCCAUGCUUCAGUGGAGAAUCACAUUUAGGCUGUGGUGAAAUGUCUUUAAGCAUUAAACCUGCACGCAAAUUUAAAAGGUUGCGGAAAGCUGAUGAUAUUGACAGUAAUAUGAAUCAGAAAAACAAUAAUUGUUUUGCUUCAACAGCAAACCUUUUGAAAUCAUCUUCUACCUCCAAUCCCACACGAUGUAAGCAUGGCCAAGGUAAAAGGACACCAACACAUACUGUGAGAGACUUCAUUGAGGAGGAAGCUGAGGUAUCUUCAGAUGCCUACAUAUCCAAUGACGAAGAUGACGAGGAUGGCAAUUCAGUUGACAGUUUCAUAGAUGACAGGACCAACCCUUCAGCGGCCAGUCAGGCUGAAGCUAGUAGAAUGGACAUGAUGGCAAUUUACAGGCGUUCUUUGCUGAGUCAAACACCAAUUAAUGGAGGGCUCAAUUUUUCUGCCACUUUCAGUCCUGACCAUGUGACUAUGGCAACCAGUGUAAGUGAAAGUGGGGAUUCUUCAGGCAAGACAACGAGUCAUUUUCAGGCAGAACCAACCGAUCAGUCAGCUAAUCGGACUUCAGAAUCAGUUCACAUCAACCAGACAACCUCCAAAGCAGUGCCUUCAACUGGUUCCCUUGCCGGAACUAGGACAGAGAUAAGAAGUCGUAAACGAAGAUUAACAUUUUACCAUUCUGGAAACUUUCCAAAUAUGAACCUUGAACAAGAAUUUGCACUUCACUCAAAGAAAGAAACAGCGGAUGCCGACUCAACUAUAGAUGUUCUAUGUGAUGAUCAAUUUUAUAAUGACCUUGAUCUUGACGAGUUGGAGGCACAAGCAACUUCGCUUCUAAAACGGAAAUUAGAUUUGUCAAUUCAGAAGCAAGAUACAAUCCCUCAAUCUCACUCACCGAACCUGGACAUUUUUAGGUCUCCAUCAUUUGACCUUGGGAUAUGAAAAGCACGACAAAAGCACUGAUUCGGCACGGCACUUACAUUUUGGAAAUUAACUUAUAUAAUAUAAACUGGUUACCAGAAAUCUCUUACUCCAUAUUUAUGCAAACGUACAAUAUUGUAGUCAUAUUAGUGGAUUGGACCUUGUAGCC
This is a messenger RNA of Gastrolobium bilobum, 3718 nucleotides long. RefSeq names its product DEAD-box ATP-dependent RNA helicase FANCM. Gene Ontology annotation, molecular function: 3'-5' DNA helicase activity; hydrolase activity; four-way junction DNA binding. The annotation marks the transcript as partial. NCBI's taxonomy places the organism in Eukaryota, Viridiplantae, Streptophyta, Magnoliopsida, Fabales, Fabaceae. The record is from RefSeq and is a predicted model, not a curated record. The transcript has 22 exons. Gene Ontology annotation, biological process: double-strand break repair via synthesis-dependent strand annealing; replication fork reversal; interstrand cross-link repair.